AUGCCAAAGAUUAUCAAGACAGGGUGGGGUAUUAAACUCGGAUCGCGCGUAAAAAACUGGAAGCGCAGGUGGUUUGUUCUUCUUAGUGAUGGUUCUCUCCGUUAUUUCGAAGAUAAAAUUACUUUUUCAGAAAAAGGUUAUUAUCAAAUUGAUAAGAAUACAACAUUUAAAAUAGCUUGCGCAUCUAGUGAAGGAAUUCCAAUUCACCUUACGAACAAAAAACGAAUUAUGCAAAUUAAUUUUCAAACAAGUUCAGAAGCCGAAGAAUGGAUUUCUGGAUUUUCUAGUGUCCAGGGAUUAAUGUAA
This is a messenger RNA of Trichomonas vaginalis G3, 306 nucleotides long. RefSeq names its product PH domain-like family. Lineage: Eukaryota; Parabasalia; Trichomonadida; Trichomonadidae. Gene Ontology annotation, cellular component: membrane. Bases 1 to 306 code for a protein of 101 amino acids. The record is from RefSeq and is a predicted model, not a curated record. The transcript has a single exon. Gene Ontology annotation, biological process: regulation of cell differentiation.